Musa acuminata AAA Group (dessert banana) is the source of this 1548-nucleotide messenger RNA. Its product is annotated as serine/threonine-protein kinase RIPK. Gene Ontology annotation, molecular function: protein kinase activity; ATP binding. Bases 44 to 1363 code for a protein of 439 amino acids. The record is from RefSeq and is a predicted model, not a curated record. The transcript has 5 exons. Gene Ontology annotation, biological process: protein phosphorylation. Lineage: Eukaryota; Viridiplantae; Streptophyta; Magnoliopsida; Zingiberales; Musaceae.
CUUCCUCUUCCUCCUCAAACUCGGUCGCAACCCCUUCUCCAAGAUGUCCAGUAAUUCAUGGAAGUCAUUCUUAACCGGCUGCUGGGCGAAGAGCGUUGAGAACUCUGCAACAAGUCCCAGAAAGCUCCAGUGCAGCUCGAGUUCUGAUCUAAGCAACUCCAGCGCACCAUUCUCGCCCGAGGACCUGUCGUUGACUCUCGCAGGAUCCAACCUCCAUGUAUUCACCAUUGGAGAGCUCAAAGCUGUCACGAGGAACUUCUCCAUGACCAAUUUCAUCGGAUCAGGUGGAUUUGGCCCCGUCUACAAGGGUUACAUCGACGACAAGCUUCGGCCAGGCCUCAAGGAGCCGCAUGUGGCGGUGAAGUCCCUGGAUUUGGACGGCUUGCAGGGCCACAGAGAGUGGCUGGCCGAGGUCAUCUUUCUUGGGCAACUGCGGCAUCCCCAUCUCGUUAAACUGAUUGGUUAUUGUUGUGAAGAUGAGCACAGGAUGCUCGUCUACGAGUAUAUGCCUCGAGGAAGCUUGGAAAACCAUCUCUUUAAGAGACUGCUUGCUUCAUUGCCGUGGUCAACGAGGCUAAAGAUAGCAGUGGGAGCCGCCAAGGGCCUCGCUUUUCUGCAUGAAGCCGAGAAGCCGGUCAUCUACCGCGAUUUUAAAGCGUCAAACAUACUGCUCGACUCGGAUUACACGGUGAAGCUUUCGGAUUUCGGUCUGGCAAAGGAUGGGCCGCAGGGAGACAACACCCACGUCACCACGCGUGUCAUGGGUACACGUGGGUACGCGGCACCGGAGUACGUAUUAACCGGUCACCUAACGGCCAAAAGUGACGUCUACAGCUUCGGAGUCGUGUUGUUAGAACUACUGGCUGGGAGACGGUGCGUCGACAAAACCCGACCCAAUCGGCAAAAGAACCUUGUCGAUUGGGCUCGACCCUACCUCAACAAUUCAGACAAGAUAAGCCGCGUCAUGGACCCCAAUCUCGACGGCCAGUACUCGUCCAAAGGCGCCCAAAAGGCCGCUGCAAUUGCCUACAAAUGCUUGAGCCACAAUCCCAAAUCGAGGCCCAACAUGAGGACCGUCGUGGAGACAUUGGAGCCGCUUCUCAACCUGAACGAUGUGCCUGUUGGCUCCUUCGUCUACGUUGCGCCAACGGAGCGAGUCACCGAGGAUACGAAGGCGGAGAAACUGGACACGGAGACGGAAGAGACGCACCACGGCCACCACAACCGCGAUCGGAGGCACAAGCAGCGAUUUCCUAACUCGGUGAUUCAUUCCGAGGUCACCCUGCACAGGGAUGGCAACAGUUUGUACCGUAACUCCCACUUCAGGAGAUCCUUGAGGCAGAACCAGGAACGUGGUGCGUGAACAACAACGACAACAACAACCACCAACAUCAGCAUCACACUGCCGUAUAUAUAUAUAUAUAUAUAUAUAUAUAUAUAUAUUGUAGAUACGGCAUUGGCGUCGGUUCAUUGAAAUCAUUUCCACAAGCCAUGUGAAAUUUGAAAGAAAUUUUGACUCAGAAAUGCUCUUAAACUGGUUAAUGGUUG